Molecule: messenger RNA, 1466 nt
Organism: Dendroctonus ponderosae (mountain pine beetle)
Lineage: Eukaryota; Metazoa; Arthropoda; Insecta; Coleoptera; Curculionidae
Product: programmed cell death protein 6
Exons: 4
Coding region: 151-684 (177 amino acids)
Molecular function (GO): calcium ion binding
Source: RefSeq, a predicted model, not a curated record
UUAAUUGUCUAAAUUUUGACUGUGACGUUUAAAUACAACUGUUUUGUUUUUGUGAGUCAGUUAUUGUGCAAGUUAUAGUUUUUCAAGAAAACCCAAUUAGAAUUUCUCGAUUCCAUUAUAAUUUUCAUUAGGUCGUUUCAGGCGAACAAAAUGACGUUCAAUUCACCAAUGCCAAACCCCGACUUUUUAAGAGGUGUUUUUAGGAAGAUUGAUCGGGACAAUAGUGGCUCUAUCAAUGCCGACGAACUGCAACAUGCCCUAUCUAAUGGGACAUGGCAACCUUUCAAUCCGGAGACUGUAAGACUUAUGAUGGGAAUGUUUGAUCGCAGUAACAGAGGUCAAAUAUCGUUUGAAGAUUUCGGCGCGCUUUGGAAGUAUGUGUCGGACUGGCAAGCUUGCUUCCAUUCCUUUGAUCUCGAUAAUUCCGGGAAUAUAGAUCGUCAAGAAUUCAAGCUCGCGUUACACAAUUUUGGAUAUAGAAUUUCAGACACCUUAAUUAAUUUAAUGGUUAAGAAAUUUGAUAGAUACGGAAAUGGGACCAUUUUGUUUGAUGACUUUAUCCAAGCCUGUGUUGUUCUGCAUACCUUGACAUCGGCGUUUAGAAUGUACGAUACAGAUCAAGAUGGCAUUAUCACUAUCCACUAUGAGCAGUUUUUGAGUAUGGUGUUUAGCUUAAAAAUUUAAGCUACUAUCAACUUGAAUUCUAUACGACUGGUACAGUACAGAUUUAUUGUUAUUCGCUAUGUCUACCUCUAUAAGCUAUAAUAAGAAAAUCCAUAUUUUUAUAUCCUCUUUUCAAACUGCAAAUGUUUCAAGAAGUUAGCUAUUUGUUGAAUUUUCAAUAUUUUAUUAAAAGCUGAGUGUGUGAGCCUUGUCCAGUUGCACUUUUCUUAUGUAACAUUGGCUGUAAUUCAACCGAAUCGAGGACUAUGUAUUUAAGUAUGUUUAUAAUGGUAUUCUUAUUGAAUAUCAAUUAGUGUUAGUUUGUAUAUAUUUAUUUUAUUAUCCAACUUUUAAAGGCUGCACCGACCCAAAAUGACCUGUUUGAAGCAUCAGCUAUCAAAAAGUAUAUCAGUUUGAUGGUUGUCGCUUCGAAUAUAUUCAAAAGCAAAGUGCUUUAAUGUUGUUUUGUUAGCAGAGAAGUCUAAUAAUCUAAUAUUAGUCGAUAAAUCUGACUGAUUCUAGUAGUAAUUUUGGUUGCUAAGCCUUUUAGUUUUCAUUGGAUUUUAAAAUUUAGAAACAGUAAACUUUUACUUCCUUUUAUUUUUUUUGGUGUUUGUCUUUGAUGUUGAUUUAAUACAUUUUUUGUAAAAAUUGAUAUAUGUAUAUAUGUUUGUUAAGCGUUAUUUGCCGUUGAACACACUGCAUUUAUAAACAGAUAUAAUUAAAGCAUAAAUGUUUCGCAAAUGCCACAUUAAUGUAACUCCCACCAUGUAUUAAAAAUAAAUUGCAGAUUUCAAAAACGA